Messenger RNA from Sycon ciliatum, 1998 nucleotides. Its product is annotated as fas apoptotic inhibitory molecule 1-like. The record is from RefSeq and is a predicted model, not a curated record. NCBI's taxonomy places the organism in Eukaryota, Metazoa, Porifera, Calcarea, Leucosolenida, Sycettidae. Gene Ontology annotation, biological process: positive regulation of neurogenesis; negative regulation of extrinsic apoptotic signaling pathway via death domain receptors; canonical NF-kappaB signal transduction. Bases 590 to 1234 code for a protein of 214 amino acids. The transcript is spliced from 3 exons.
GGGUACUGCUAGACUGACAGCGGGGUUGUUUUUUCUUUAGUUCCGCGACACGAGAAUAGACAUAUCCACCCGAAUCUGGUCUCAAGAUAGCGCUUGCGUCGUCAUGUAAGGCGACCCCGUUCUAAUUCCCCACAUCAGACACAUGUACAGCAGCCGUCAUGAGUGAAAAAUGUUUCAUUGUUGGUAUUUUUUGCUUUGGGUACGGCCGGGUGCAACGUUCGGUUGGGUUGUUACUAACAAACUUACUUGUCUUUCCUCCUUCCCCGAUCCCUGAACUCGUCGAACAGUGCUACCAGGUCGCAUGUAGACCUGCACUACAACUAAACUGUAUAUAGUCGUUACCUUUCUGCCACGGGUGUGCUUUGAUCAACCGAUAUCCUGCAGUAGCCUGUUGCAGUAUCCGUGACUCUGACUUACACAGGACUCAGUCAGUUCCAUCGAGAUUACUUCUUUGAAGACCAGCGUGCUCGCCGAGCUUAGCGGUUUCAGGAGAUCUGCGUUUCCAAACGCUUGCUUGGGAAACCCAACCGCCGGGCCGGGAAGAGAAUAGACAGUCGGAGAAGUACCGGUACAUUGCAGGUGAUAGGAGAUGGCGUCCAAGUCCAAGGAGGCGUACAAAGAUUUCUCGAAGGGCAGCGACGUCGUGGCGCAGUGGAAAGUGCCACUGCGGGACAAGACUCACAUUGUGGCGUUCGAGCAUGGAGCAAUGCUGACUGGCCGGCGAGUAGUGUUUGUCGACGGCGACGUGGUGGUGCGCAAGGAGUUUGUCUUCAACUUGCUCGGCACGGAAUCGUUCCGGAUCGGCGAUACCAAAUGCGCGGUGCUCAUUGAUCCUGGCGAGCAUGGAUGGACAUUCAAGUACACUCUCAUCGUCAAUAAGAAGCCACUGGAAACGUUUUUGAAGGAUAACGGCUUGAUGACGAAAACAUGGCUGCCUAUGAUCAAAGGCCAGCCACGACGAGUUGUGCUAGAAAAAUCUGAUAUAACGAUAUAUGUGGAUGGCAAGAAAGUAGAAACAGUGGCUGAAUUUAUGGAUUCAGAUGAUGAGGAUGGCUCGGAAAGCCACACCGGCACAUGGCAGAACUUCAUGAUUGACGACUCGGCGUGUUGCAAGAUCAAGGUCUACAGUUCACAGGACCGAUUCAAGGGCAUGCUCUACGAUCUGUACGUGCAUGACAAACUUGUCCCGGUAGCUACACGAGACAAGAUACUGGAGACGGAGCGACCCUCCUGACCGUGGGGAAAAUCCGAUGAUAUCAGACGGUCGGGUAAUCUGUGGGUGAGCUCUGAACCGCGUGAAGUUUCCCGCCUUUACAGCUUUGUGGGCUCACAAAGCAAUAAAAGCCACACAGCCAAAGUUUCUCUGAAGAACAGCAUUGAUCAUAGUGUUCCCUAGUCGCAAACUUUCAACAUACGAUUUGUAGUGCUAUGUCCUCCAGCAUAGUGAUGAAGAGUAGGAAUCUAUACCAUAUUAUUAGCAAAGAAAAGGACCGUCCAAGGAACUACAAGUUACGCUAUAAUGUCCACUAACACCACCAGUUACUUGUUAGUGGACAUGAUAGCGUAACUUGUAGUUCCUUGGGCCUCAGGCUUUUCUUUGCUAUAAUCUGCUCUCCAUCUGAGUCUAUUAUACCAUAUUACUGGUCAAAGUUCACUUUUAAAAGUGACAAAGUGAUGAUACAGCUUUUCGACACUAUUCAGUGUAGCUUCUUUGGCAUUGGACUUAGUAAACUUGAACACACAUGCUAAUGUGUGACAAGUGUGUGUUUUUGCAGCUAUUUAGUUGCGGCCUCCGGGGCAAGUUGAGAUUUGGCUCUUCCUUGUCAGAACUUGAUAUCACAUGCCAUGGUAGCACACUGUCUCAGCACAAUGAAUGUCACAGUACAUGUCCUGUAGAAACAGUGCCUUCCCAUCCCAAGAUUAUGGUUUCAGCUAACUUUCUACUGCUCCGUAGCAUUUCAUCAGCGUAACGUUACAGUCAUUGUAAUUUUUAGUCAA